Aspergillus uvarum CBS 121591 is the source of this 346-nucleotide messenger RNA. RefSeq lists its product as uncharacterized. The record is from RefSeq and is a predicted model, not a curated record. The coding region runs from base 61 to 249 and encodes 62 amino acids. The transcript has 3 exons. Lineage: Eukaryota; Fungi; Ascomycota; Eurotiomycetes; Eurotiales; Aspergillaceae.
CUCUUUCUCAUUCCCCCCCUCCCCCCCCCCACCUCAAUCUACUGUCACCUGUCUCGCAACAUGGCUGACGCUUUGAAAGCAGAGGGCAACAAGGCCUUCUCUGCAAAGGAUUAUCCUACUGCUAUUUCUCGCAGGCUAUUGACGUUGAGCCUACUAACCACAUCCUCUACUCCAACCGCUCCGCUGUAUAUUCCGCGCAACACGAAUACCAGAAGGCUCUCGAGGAUGCCAACAAGGCUACGGAUCUGAAGGCAGACUGGUCCAAGGGCUGGAUCCGCAAAGGUGCCGCUUAUCGCGGUCUGGGCGAUCUCUUGGCUGCCCACGACGCAUAUGAAGAGGCUCUGAA